AGGAGGAGAGCCCGGGGCCCGAGCGGGAGGAGAGACACAGAUCGGAGUCAGGCACCGAGAGGAGAGUACAGCCAGCGGGACACAGCCAUGAAAACCCCGGCAGAGCCAGGGUUUGCCUUUCCUGACUGGGCUUAUAAGCCGGAGUCCAGCCCGGGCUCCAGACAAAUACAGCUGUGGCAUUUCAUUCUGGAGCUGCUACGCAAAGAAGAAUAUCAUGAUGUCAUUGCUUGGCAAGGAGACUAUGGAGAGUUUGUAAUAAAGGAUCCAGAUGAGGUGGCACGACUCUGGGGUGUACGGAAAUGUAAACCGCAGAUGAAUUAUGACAAGCUGAGCCGGGCACUCAGGUAUUACUACAACAAGAGAAUACUCCACAAAACCAAAGGCAAACGUUUCACUUAUAAGUUCAACUUCAACAAACUGGUGCUAGUGAACUAUCCCUUCAUUGACAUGGGCAUGACAGGAGGGCCGGUCCCUCAGAGUGCCCCACCUGUUCCUUCAGGAGGGACCCACUUCCGUUUCCCUCCCUGUACCCCUUCAGAUGUCCUGUCGCCUAAUGAGGAUCUACGCUCCCCCACUCUCUACUCUUCUGUGGCAAGACGCCUGGCUCGUGGCUCAGUCAGUGACUGCAGCGAUGGAACAUCUGCCAACUCUGAGGUUGAAGAGAGUCUUGGUGAGGAACAUCUCCGCAGGGGACCUGGGCCAGAUAUCCCAGCAUUCAGGGGACCACCUCUUCCCCGACUUGCUCAUGAGGGCAUUUUCAGAGUAUAUCCUCGACCACGGGUACCAGAGCCACUUAGCCCGUUCCCAGGGUCUCCAAUGGGAGCUCCCACCAGCCUUCUGCCCCCACAGCUUUCACCUGCUCUACCAAUGACACCCAAUCACAUGAACUACACACCCUCACCCACUCUGAGUCCAAUGUACCCAGGAGGUAAUCACUUUUCCUUUAAUCCUGAAGACAUGAAGCGCUACCUACAGGCACACACACAGAGUGUGUACAACUACCACCUCAGCCCAAGGGCAUUCCUGCACUACCCUAGUAUUGUUGUGCCUCAGCCACAGCGUCCUGACAAGCCCUUGCAUCUUCCUCAUGAUGAGCCUCCUUUCAAAUUUAAGCUCCAGCCUCCUCCUCUUGGAAGAAAGCAAAGAGAACGACCGCUGGGUGCAGAAUCUUCCUCUUCAUCAUCUUCGUCUUCAGUAGUCCCUCAGAUAAAGGUAGAACCUAUAUCUGAUGCUGAGGAGGAAGAAGAGGAACUGAUGGUGGAGGUGACUGACAUCAGUGAAGAAGAGGAUGAGGAUGUAUUCAAAGCUCCCACUCUCCCAGAACAGAAAGUAAUACCUUCCCCUCUCCCAACCAGGGAUGAGGAACCUCAUAGCGCUGGACCAGAAAGUGGGCGUUGCAUUCCACUAAAACUGCGCUUCAAACGCCGCUGGAGCGAAGACCAGCGCCUGGAGGCAGAAGGAGUAGGAGAGGAUUCUGACAAAAAAGUAAGGGGUAACCUAGAGGAGUCAAAUGUGCCUCCCCAACCUGGUGGUGGUCCCUGCAGGAGGGUGAGCACCGAUCUACAACGUGCCACAGAAGAACUUUCGUUGGAGAACAGGGAUUCCUAAUAGGAGUUGCAGUGUGGAGAUUUGUACGCGAUAUUACAGAACAGCUUGCGCUCUCCUGCACUGCGAGGAUGCAAAGAAACUGAAUUACAUUUCUCACAUUGAAAAAUCCCUUUUUAAAACCGCCCCAUAGCUAUUUUUAUGUUGCAGGGGGAAAGGGAUUUUUUCCUUUUUAAUUGUAUUUCAAAUGUUUUCUUUUGCAUAAUAUGUGCAUACAAACUAUCAGAUUUGCUGUAGGAAAGGUUUUAUUGCUAACAGAAGACUGCCGCUUUAAAUCUCACACCUCUUCGGGUGGCUAUUUUUUAACCCACUUCUAGUACAUAUGUAAAUAAAUGAAAUGUAUUUUUUUUUUUUUUUUUUGUGAUGAAUUAGAAGAGAAUCCUUAAUUGCCACAAAAAAGGACUUUUGAGACAAUGAGUUGUUGGUUAUUUUUUCACCCCCUUUCUCUAUUACUUUGUUUGUUUGCCCAGGCCCUGCCCUUACCAGUACGUCUGGUAUUUUCUCAGGUUUAUUGGGGCGGAACACCCCCUCAUUUCAUCCUGGGCAUAUUUACUCCUCUGUAUAUUUGCUUUAUACCUCCCACCUCAGGACUUAUUUUUUUUUUUCCUUCUGGUUAUCACUUUUGACUAUUGUGGGGUCUUUUCCUGUGCCCUCUGACUGUGAAACCAUUAAUCUGUCUUCACCGCCAUUUCUUUUUCCUGCCUUAAAGUGGCUUUCAUGUUUAAAAAAAACAAAAAAAAAAAAAAAAACACCUUUCUUUGGGCUUUAUAAACAUCACCUACUCUGCACCACUUGAAAUGCUAAUUUUUUUUGUGACUUUUACUCUAAUUCGCUUCAACUUACUCAUUUUUGAAGCUUAAAUAAUUUUAAUAUAGGGAUUUUAUUAAUAUUCCCUCCUUUUAAAUACAAAAAGAACCAAUAUAUAAAUAAGAAAAAAAACAAUAUGUAAACUAAUAUAGAAUACAGAUUUCCCAUAUCGCCCCAUGUUGCAUUAUAAAGAUUUUGUGAGCCUGCUACAUACAGUUAAAGACAGGGCAUGUUUAUUUCUAAUUAAAUUUUAUUCCUGGCCAUCGCCCAUGGUUUGUGGGAUUUGCAAAAGUGGUAACUUAAUGUACUAUAUAGCAUUUGUAUGCCUUGAAUUCACAAUCUGACCUACACGAAGGUGCCUUAUUGAAAUGAUAAGCAGAAUGUCACUAGUAGUCUUAAAACACAUGUCCUCUCCACAAAAUAUCACCCUAUCCAGGGGGAGCACUUGCCUAGGUUAGUCUUUUGGCAUCAAUGAGCAAAGCAGGUGCGAACAUCCUCCCUAUGAAUUAUUUCUAUUACUUUCUGACAUGAGGCUUGUCGGCCAAUCAAGGGGGUGGUUCAUUGAUAAAUGAAUUGACUGAACAUUUAUGGGUUCAGAGUGGUUAGGCAUGUUCCUGUUUUUUAAUGUGCUUUCUCACCUCCGCUGACACCGAAAGAGUUAAACCGUUCAACACAUGAACAGACCUGCACAUGCACACAAAAGUAAUAUGUCGGAUACUUGGCAUCGAUCUGUAGUGCAGUCCAUUAGUCUGCCAAUUUGGGUAUGUGCUCUGCUCAGUGCAUUAUUUCCUCUGCCCUGCACGGAGAGGUAGUUAAUGCAAUUCCUACUUGGUUUUAUAACAUGAUUUAAUUCAAUGUUUGCCAAAGGCUUCCAACACCAGCCCCAUCAAGCCUCAGGACUUUCCACCCCCUCUAUGGAAGCCUUUCCAUUGGGUUUGUGAGAAUUAAAUUAAACUUCUAUGUGCUGAGAGACUGGCAAUAAUCGUGCUGACCCGCUGAGAUGCUGGAUCUUUAACCACAGAGCAGUGUAUACAGCAGAGCAUUUUGGGAGGGGUUGGGGGGGGGGGAUGACACUCUGGGACGGGUACAAUUGUCGUCAGGUUUAACCUUAAUAUGUAUAUUUAAACCAGUUCCCCUAUAUACACACAGAUUGUAAAUAUAUUUAGCAAAAGUCUGUUCACAUUUAAGAAUGUAUAUCUUAAACAAUAAAGAAAAUCUGACGUUUUGCCUUGUUCCAUUA
Messenger RNA from Pelobates fuscus (common spadefoot toad), 3652 nucleotides. It is a transcript of the gene ERF, whose product is annotated as ETS2 repressor factor. The record is from RefSeq and is a predicted model, not a curated record. Lineage: Eukaryota; Metazoa; Chordata; Amphibia; Anura; Pelobatidae. Gene Ontology annotation, molecular function: sequence-specific DNA binding; DNA-binding transcription factor activity, RNA polymerase II-specific. The coding region runs from base 88 to 1608 and encodes 506 amino acids. Gene Ontology annotation, biological process: cell differentiation; regulation of transcription by RNA polymerase II. Gene Ontology annotation, cellular component: nucleus. The transcript is spliced from 4 exons.